UUUGCGCGCACUCAAUUUUGUCGGUUUGCUUGAGCGCAUUACGCAUCGUUUCUCUUUGGCCUGUUUAGCUUCGGCUAAAGCGUUUGCUUGCUGUAUUUCAUUUAACCUCAUUCGGUGCAACUAAAUUUGAGUCUUGGAUCACGAGAUGGUGAAAAGUGUUGUAACACAGCGCGGCUGAUUAUUCAUAAUUAAUAUAAAAAGGUUUGUUUUUUUUAAAUAACGUGCAGAUUUUGCAAAGUGAGACAUUUGUCCAGUGAAAUGGGGAACUGAACAAAGUAAAAAGCAACAAUUAUUUUUGGUAAAACGUCGGAAAUCCGAGGGUGCAGAAAACGAGAAAGGUAUCACGAGGCCCUGUGACGUCAGCCGCUCCCCUGCGCUUCCUCCAGCAGCCAGUCAGCGAAGGGAUGCUCUGAACGCAAGACUGCAGCAUCUUCACCGAGAGAACGAGCAGGAAAAAACGUCUCUUUCUCUGUCUUCCUCCAGCUCCUAAUCUCCGGACCCUUCUCACCCACCCGUCACCCCUGGGUGUCUUCGCGACUGGAGCCAGGAAAGGAUAAGAAGAACGAAAUUCUAAUAGCCUAAGAAUCGGAUUUUUUUUUUCUAUUAUUGUUAUAAUUGCUUCACCGAUCACCCUUUCCUUUCUUCUCUCUUCGGCUGAUUUCGCCUCUUUGCGCUUUGCGUUGUGUUUUUGUUUUGUUUUGGUUAUUGUUCCGUUUCGUUGGUUAUUGCAGAGGAGCGCCACCAUCCUGUACCGCCUGACAUGAGUACUGGUUGCAGCGGAAUGAUACACAUAUCCUAGCCCGCUUAUCUGAAGGUUGAUGGAACUGUGACGCUCCACUGGCACGUUUUUAGUAGCCUAGAAGUCGCUCCAUCUGCAGAGGUCUCCCGUUUUCUCCCUCUCUGAGCCGCUCCAGCGUUUCUUUCUUUCUGCCCCUGCGCAGCAUCUCUCUGUACGCACGGCGCACCACGGAGAAACGCGCAGCUAACCUACCCCGUUCGUAGGAAACAGGCGUAUUUUGCAAUUCCUAAAUCGCUUUUACCCUCUCCAAGGACUCAUCUGCACGGCUACGCUGCGUAAAAAAACGGAAAGGGGGGAUUUAAACGCAAACGCAGCCUAAGCAUCCAAGAGCAAGCUCGAAAAUGAUGGCCGGCGGAGCAGUACAACAAAACGGCAUUUUCUCAAAUCCUCACCAUCACAAUCAACAACCACACAUGGAGUCCGAUCCCCCGGACUCACGUAAAAGACCCCUGGAGACCCCAACGGAAGCCAGCAGCACCAAACGUACAAACACGGGAGUGGCCUUCCUGCAGCCCCUAUUUGAAACUGAAGGCAUUGUAUUCCCUCACCAAGAAACUGAGACUCAUGAGGAAGGCGAGUACUUCCUGAAGGUUUUGAUUCCCAGCUAUGCGGCGGGUUCAAUCAUUGGGAAGGGAGGUCAGACCAUCGUCCAGCUCCAGAAAGAAACUGGCGCCACCAUCAAACUGUCCAAAUCCAAAGACUUCUACCCCGGCACAACAGAGCGUGUGUGUCUGAUCCAGGGGACUGUGGAGGCACUGAAUGGUGUCCAUGACUUCAUCGCUGAGAAGGUGAGGGAGAUGCCUCAGAGCACCCAGAAGACAGAGCCGGUGAGCAUCCUGCAGCCGCAGACCACCGUCAACCCGGACCGAGUCAAACAGGCCAAGCUGAUCGUCCCCAACAGUACAGCAGGAUUGAUCAUUGGUAAAGGCGGAGCUACAGUCAAGGCAGUGAUGGAACAGUCUGGGGCGUGGGUCCAGCUAUCCCAGAAGCCAGAAGGUAUCAACCUGCAGGAGCGUGUGGUCACCAUCAGCGGCGAGCCCGAACAGAACCGGAAAGCAGUGGAGAUCAUUGUCCAGAAGAUCCAGGAGGACCCGCAGAGCUCCUCGUGCCUCAACAUCUCCUACUCCAACAUCACAGGGCCAGUCGCCAACUCCAACCCCACCGGCUCACCGUACGCCAACUCAACCGAGGUCAUGCCAGCUGCCGCAGCCGCUGCCGCGGCUACGGCUUCUUCUCUGCUCGGCCAGGCAGGCCUGGCUGGGGUUGGAGCCUUCCCAACCACUAUGUCCAGCCUAUCAGGCAACGACUUGCUCGCCAUCACUUCUGCCCUCAACACUCUGGCCAGCUAUGGUUAUAACACCAACUCUCUGGGCCUGGGGCUCAACCCUGCUGCUGCUUCAGGGGUUCUAGCCGCAGUAGCGGCUAAUGCAAAUCCAGCAGCAGCUGCUGCAGCUAAUUUGUUAGCAUCCUAUGCCAGCGAUGCAUCCACCAGCGCUGCUCACCCUGCAGCCAGUCUUGGAGGCUUCUCUCUGGGAUCCCUAGCUGCUGCUACAGGGGCCACCAAUGGUUACUUAAGCGCUGCUUCACCACUUGUGGCAUCAUCUCUACUUGCCACAGAGAAGCUAGCAGAAGGAGCAAAGGAAGUGGUUGAGAUCGCUGUGCCAGAAAACCUAGUGGGAGCCAUUCUGGGGAAAGGAGGGAAGACGCUAGUGGAGUACCAGGAGCUGACCGGCGCCAGGAUCCAGAUCUCCAAGAAGGGCGAGUUCAUUCCUGGAACUCGGAACAGGAAGGUGACCAUCACAGGUUCCCAGGCCGCCACACAGGCUGCACAGUACCUGAUCAGCCAGCGAAUCACCUACGAGCAGGGGGUACGCGCCACCAACCCACAGAAGGUGGGCUAAACCUGACAGCCGAUGAGAAACGAGGAGGAAAAGAGGAAAAAAAAAGAGUGGGGGCUUGGGGGAGGAGUAUAAAAAAAAGUGAGAAUGGAAAAAGGAGAGGAGAGCAAGAAUGUCGGAAGGAAUCGUUCGCACCGUUUUCUUCUGCGUGUUUUCAGUAUUCUCUAUUAAAAAAAAUUUUUUUGACGCAAAGCAAAAAUGUGCUGAGAAGACGAGGAGGGAGAGGAGCGAGUUAUUACGCUGAAAAACCAAGAAAAAAAUGUGCAAAAUGUAAAUAAGGUUUUAUUACUUAACGUCUUGACCUUUUGGGAUUUUUUAUUGUUUUGUUUAUUGUUUUAUUGUUUUGUUUCGUUUAGUAAAUUAAGCUGUCUGUUUGUUUGUGUAUUGUGUGGACAGAGCUGAAUGCCAUGUAGACAGGCCGACUGCCUGAGAGGCUACAGGAAGUGGGGGGAUGGAGGGAAGGGCAUGGGUGCGGCAAGGCGGAGGGUUGGGGUUUACAGGGUUCAGCCCUCCACCGCCCCCGAACCCAUUACGGAAACAACCCUUAGCCCUCCCUCCCCCUGCAGGCCACACCCAUCACCCUCCAGUAGGGUUUUUGUUUUUUCUUCUAGGAGAUUUACCCCAAACCCCUCGCCCCACCUCCCUUGAAUGCCCCUCUCACUUUUUGCUCCCCUGACCCGCCCCUCUCCCUUUUACAAGGGUUUUAUAACAAACAAGACUGCAAACCUCAGCCUGGUGUGCGAGAGAAGAAAUGCCCUUGACUCCUCCCCCACCGCCGACACCUUCUAUUACUUCACCCGCAUAUGAUCGUACCUCCCUCCUCGUCCCCUCGUCUGGGAGAUGAAGGGUGAGGUGAAAUUGGGCAGAGGUGCGGGGAAAGAGAAUCAACCGGGCACUUUUUUUUCUUUUGCACACCUUCCCAUACCUGUGAUGUAUCCCACAAGCAGUGCAGCGCUGCAGGGGUGUUACAGCAUGUGACGCCCACCCCCACGUGUGGCUCUAACGUCUCAGAUAGAAAGGCGAAGCGCACGCCGAUGACCUCACAUAGUGAAAAACCCAUAAACGACAAGAGCGAUACAGCGCAGGCUGCGGCAAACACACAGGAUCUAUGGCAUUUUUUGCAGUCUGCUGUGAUAAUUCUAUUAACUAUAUUGUCGAUAUAGGAAUCAUUACCUUCGUCAUUAUUUAUUAAUGAGUUCACCCAUAUAAGGCUCAGUUGUGUUUUUUUUUUUUAAUCUGUGAAUUCAGGUUGACAUGAAUGUAAAUGAGACUAUUUUUGAUUUGAUUCUUUUGUUUUAAUUUAAGUGGAUUGAAGAUGAAUAGUAAUGUCACAUAGUGUAAUAUAUGUCUUAUUUAAGUCCAGUAAGAAAGCCACCCCAGGCAUUAGGAUCAUUACAGUGAAGGAUCACCUUAUAUAUCCAGUCAAAGAAAAGAACAGGGAACACACACAGACACGCACACGUUUUCACACUGAAACAGAACAUUAUGAUGCCAUAUUUGGUGCUAGAAAAGGGAAAUCACCAUAUCUAUGAUGCAGACUGCAGUAAGACUUCUAGAUUAGCAAGAAAAGCUCUAAACCUCUCGUACCACAGGCUGCAGUGCAGCUGAAUUAACCUACCUGGUUAUCAUGCUUAGCUCCUAGCUCAUGCUGCAAAAGAUCACUGCUGUUUAUAUGCCCUGUUGCAGUUUGCCUGCAUUGUAAAGUUGUAACUAAAAUGAAUAAUCCAGUUGAACUGAAACUAAUUCUCGGAUAAACUGCUGCUCGGCCUGUGGACACCCGAACCCUUCGGAUGAACCCAAACCACAGACUAGAUAGAGUGAGAGCAAUUAAGACUAACAAGAUACUACUGAGAAAUGCAAACAUUUAGUCGGAGGUAACACUGAAACGUGACAAAGGAACGUCGUUUAUCUGGGGUCCACUGCUGAAUCUGCAAGCCUCGCUAGUAGAUUUGCUUUUUUACGGCAGCGUGCAUAUCAGUAAUGGAGAUAAAUAGGCUCACUGACCUUUGCUCUUAUCACGCAUCCGUCCAACUGCCAAUGAGAUGAAGGGCAGAUGAGAGAUUUUUAACAUAUGUCCUGGGAGCUGAGCUCAUUUCUGCCUCUGGCAAGCUGUAGGUCUCCCUCGGAAACGGAUUUACUGCCCACUGUAGACCCAGGAGGCUGCUGAAGAUGCUGUUGUUUCUUCUGUUGUUGAGUUUUUUUUGUUUGUGUCGUGUUAUUUUUGUCUG
Molecule: messenger RNA, 4925 nt
Organism: Pundamilia nyererei
Lineage: Eukaryota; Metazoa; Chordata; Actinopteri; Cichliformes; Cichlidae
Gene: nova2
Product: NOVA alternative splicing regulator 2
Exons: 5
Coding region: 1141-2700 (519 amino acids)
Molecular function (GO): RNA binding
Source: RefSeq, a predicted model, not a curated record